This is a messenger RNA of Vairimorpha ceranae, 1155 nucleotides long. Its product is annotated as 60s ribosomal protein l3. Lineage: Eukaryota; Fungi; Microsporidia; Nosematidae. Gene Ontology annotation, molecular function: RNA binding; structural constituent of ribosome. Gene Ontology annotation, biological process: ribosomal large subunit assembly; translation. The transcript has a single exon. The coding region runs from base 1 to 1155 and encodes 384 amino acids. The record is from RefSeq and is a predicted model, not a curated record. Gene Ontology annotation, cellular component: ribosome; cytosolic large ribosomal subunit.
AUGAGUUGUAGAAAAUUUAAUGCACCAAGACAUGGUUCUUUAGCUUUCUGUCCUAGAAAAAGAUCUAAGACAAUCAGGCCACCAAUAAGGGCAUUUCCUAAAGAUGAUUGUAACGCACCAAUACAUCUUACUGGAUUUAUAGGAUACAAGGCUGGUAUGACUCACGUAAUAAGAACAAGGACUGUACAGACUAAAAAUAAACAGUCUGUUAAAGAAAUUUUAGAUGCUGUUACAAUAAUAGAAACACCUGCUAAUGUUAUUUAUGGUGUUACUGGAUAUGAACAGACUGGUAAAGGUCUUAAAAGAAUUGCUACUGUUUUCUCUUCUCACAUCGAUCAAGGCGUAUUGAGGCGUAGAUACGGAUUGAAAUGGGAAGAAAUUUCUGCUAAGUUGAGUGAUUGUUCAAUUGAAGAUAAAGAACAAAAAAUUGCAGAGCUUAAAAAGCGUGCAUGCAUUAUUAGAGUGUUAGUACAUUCUCAGCCUACUAAGAUUCCAGUUUUAAAUCUUAAAAAGUCACAUACGGCUGAAAUACAAGUUAAUGGAGGAAAUGUAGAACAGAAAGUUGAUUGGGCAUUAGAGAAUUUUGAAAAGGAAAUUAAUAUUAGAGACAUUUUUGAUAUUAAUGAAAAUUUAGAUGUUAUUGGUGUCACGAAGGGUAAAGGUUUUACUGGUGUAGUGAAAAGAUUUGGUGUUACUAAACAACCAAGAAAAUCACGUAAAGGUAUUAGAAAGGUUGCUUGUAUUGGUGCUUGGCAUCCUUCAAGAGUAAUGACAACUGUAGCAAGGGCAGGAGGAAAAGGAUUCCAUAGAAGGACAGAAAUUAACAAGAAGGUUUAUAUGAUUGGACACGGAAAAGAGAAAAUUAAGACUGAAUUUGAUUUGACUGAAAAGUUAAUUACACCAAUGGGUGGAUUUCCUCAUUAUGGUUCAAUUAAAAAUGAUUUUAUUAUGUUAAAGGGUGCUAUUAUCGGGCCUUCAAAAAGAGUCGUUACUUUAAGAAAGUCUUUACUUAAAAAUCAUAGGAAAUCGGAAGAUUUAGUUAUCAAAUUUGUUGAUACGUCAUCUAAGAUCGGAAGUGGAAGAUUCCAGACUUCAGAAGAGAAGAGAGCCUUCUAUGGUAUUAGGAAAUCAGAGGUUGUCGAAUCGACAGAUUAA